AUGCGUUUUGCUGGCAUUGGACUGUGGGCGCUUUGCGCAGCCGCGAGUCCUGAGAUACCAUCAUCUUGUUGCACUAAACUUCAAAAGAUCCCACAGCUUAACGGAAAGGUAUACAUGCCUGACACUAUAGACUAUGAAGAACGAUUAGACGCCUACUAUUCGGCCAACGCUGCUCUCCGUUCGUCCUGCAUGGUGAUGCCUGAUAGUGCCGAAGACGUCUCUGAAAUUAUGAGUGUUAUUACCGAUAACGAAUGUACAUUUGGUAUGGGUAGCGGGAAACACUCUGCGUAUCGCAACUCAAAUGCUGUCGAAGAUGGUAUAACUGUUGACUUUGGCUACAUGAAUCAAACAUCAUACGACACUCGGACUAAAAUCGCCAGCAUACAACCAGGCUCUAAUUGGGGCCAAGUGUACGAAGCUCUUGAUCGUUACGGUGUCGCAGCUGUUGGCGGUCGCGCUUCACCUGUUGGUGUCGGUGGUUUCAUCACUGGCGGAGGGUACUCUUUCCACUCCAACGUCCGAGGCUUCGGUUGCAAUCAAGUCGUCAAUUUCGAGGUUGUCUUGGCCAACGGUCAGAUUGUAAACGCAAACGAGACCCAGAAUCCUGACCUGUGGAAAAGUCUGAAAGGUAGUUCUGGGAAUCUGGGAUUUGUCACUCGGAUCGAUCAGCGUGUUGUCGAGUCGAACCAGAUAUGGGCAGGCUUCAUCUACUUUGAACCAUCUCAGCGAGACGUCGUUUUUGAGAAAUACAUUGAUUUCGUGGAGAACAAUGAAAACGACCCUGCUUCUCAGCUCAUCGUUUCAAUGCAGUGGGACGGAAACCAGUACAAUCUAGUUUCAGUUGUUUCAAAUUCCGAUGCUGUUAAGUCACCUGCUUCCUUCUCAGAUUUGCUCAACGUUCCUAGUAUCUCGAAUACGACAGCCAAAGGAAAGAUCGCCGAUGUUGUGCCACAGUUCACCGGACCAACUCCCCUUGGUCUCUACGCAAACUGGAUGACAGGAACUACCAGCAAUGAUAUCCGGGUCAUGAAAUUUGUGUACAAAAAGUUCGAGGAGUAUGUUGAAAAGAUGAGAGCUGCUGUUCCCACCUCCAAGUUCAAUGUGCUUGUACAGUUCCAGCCAGUGACACCGUCAAUGGUGAAGCAAGGUCAAGAAAGCGGCGGUGACGUCCUUGGACUGGAACGUGUUGUCGCUGAAGGCCCUGCAAUUAUGUGGCUCAUUGCUGUCACCGCUGAUACCAAAGAGGUCCAAGACAUCAUCGAUCCUUUCACACAAGAGUUCAAGGCAGCCGUUGACUCUUAUGCUACGGAGAUGGGCGUCAAUAAGGACUGGGUCUAUCUCAACUACGCAACCGGUGAUCAAGACCCAUUAUCGCAUUAUGGAUCCGAAAACAUUCGAAGUAUUCGGGACGCAUCUAAAAAGUAUGAUCCGACGGGUGUUUUUCAGCAUUUACGCCGUUCUGGAUUCAAGAUACCCGAAUAA
Molecule: messenger RNA, 1482 nt
Organism: Fusarium poae
Lineage: Eukaryota; Fungi; Ascomycota; Sordariomycetes; Hypocreales; Nectriaceae
Exons: 6
Coding region: 1-1482 (493 amino acids)
Molecular function (GO): FAD binding
Source: RefSeq, a predicted model, not a curated record